AUGCGCGGAGGGUGGGGGGGGCGCGCGUUGUUGCCGCGUCACGUGAUCGGCGGAGGGGGCGUGGUCUGGGCCUGCAGCGGCGUGAGGAGCGCCCCCGCCAUGGCUGAGCAGAUCCAGAAGAAGCUUCAGGGAGAGUUGGAGAAAUACCAACAACUGCAGAAAGACCUGAGCCGCGCCGUGGCCGCACGGCAGAAGCUGGAGGCGCAGCUGACCGAGAACAACAUCGUCAAGGAGGAGCUGGAGCUCCUGGAUGCCUCCAACCCCAUCUUCAAGCUGCUGGGGCCGGUGCUGGUGAAGCAGGAGCUGGAGGAGGCCAAGGGCACGGUGGGGAAGCGCCUGGAGUACAUCAAUGGGGAGAUCCGCCGCUACGAGCAGCAGAUGCAGGACCUGGAGCGCCGCUCGGAGCAGCACCGGGACGCGCUGGGGCGGCUGCAGCAGGAGCUGCAGCGGGGACAGGGCAAGGCCUGAAAGGGGGGGGGGGGGGCCCCAUGGGGC
Pezoporus occidentalis (night parrot) is the source of this 495-nucleotide messenger RNA. It is a transcript of the gene PFDN6, whose product is annotated as prefoldin subunit 6. Gene Ontology annotation, biological process: protein folding; chaperone-mediated protein complex assembly. Lineage: Eukaryota; Metazoa; Chordata; Aves; Psittaciformes; Psittacidae. Gene Ontology annotation, molecular function: protein-folding chaperone binding. The record is from RefSeq and is a predicted model, not a curated record. Bases 1 to 468 code for a protein of 155 amino acids. Gene Ontology annotation, cellular component: cytoplasm; prefoldin complex. The transcript is spliced from 5 exons.